This is a messenger RNA of Bipolaris sorokiniana ND90Pr, 690 nucleotides long. RefSeq lists its product as uncharacterized. Bases 1 to 690 code for a protein of 229 amino acids. NCBI's taxonomy places the organism in Eukaryota, Fungi, Ascomycota, Dothideomycetes, Pleosporales, Pleosporaceae. The transcript has a single exon. The record is from RefSeq and is a predicted model, not a curated record.
AUGGCCCCUCGCACUGAGCAUGAGCCCAAAAAACAUCAUCGCAUCAACCCCAGUGCUAGAGAUUGUCAAUAUCUCAACGCACAUACUGGUACUGGUGUCAAUAAACAUCGCCCCGUCAGCGGUAGAGGCAACAGCCGUGUCAGCUCCACCUACAAAUCAAGCCACCAGGGCAGUCAAAGUGGAAGCCACCACGUUCGUAUCUCGUCUCCCGACGUACGUGCUGUAGAGCAUCCCAAGAUCUGCGACGAACAUACCCACAGUAAGGACGACCGCAAUGGCAUUGGUAAACUUCAUAUCCAGCACCACCGUCUUCAUCUCCCCAACGGCACCGACCCCAGCGAUUCAAAAGCCAGUGCCGCACCAAGUUCGCCCCAUAAGAAACAUACCUCUUCUUCUCCUUCUCCUUCUUCUUCUUCUUCUUCUUCUUCCCUUACUUCUGCCACCCAGCCCCCCGACAUCUCCACCAUCAAACCCCCCGACACCCGCACCAGCACCCGCACCAUCAUCGCCAUCCCCAAACCCCCCCUCCUUGCCCACCGCCCCCGCCGCUGCAUCGACCCCGUCAAGCGCGCCUUCACGAACCACAAUCUCCGUGCUAUUCUGUCGGAUAAGCCGUGGCCGACAGAGCGCAAGAAGGCGAGUGUCGAGAAGAUGGUGCUGAAGAUGGGGAUGAAGAGGGAGUAUAAGUAA